AAAGUUACAUGCAUGUCGUUCACGUUGGAUGUAAAGUUAGGUGUAGCGGUAACAAUACUGUGGAGAGGCAAAAAUUUGAAUUUAUUUGAUGAUGACUGAAGAAUGUGAACGAUUUGAUAUGUUAAUCGGGUGUGAAACAGGAUAUUUUAAAGGUGUGAACACUGUAAAGAAAAAGUCCUGUAACUUGAACAAACUAAAUAGUUUAAGGAAAGAAGAUGAAGUAAUGCUCAUGUGUUGGAAUAAUGAAGAGGAAACUGAGGUGUGUUUAGGCUUAAGAAGACAGUUAGUGAAAACAUUCAGUGUUGACAGACUCUGCUUCACCGAUGAAGUAGAUAUUUCUGGAGGAAGCGGUCCUCCAAGAGGCCUUGCUAAGUGUGAAGGAAACCUUCUUACUUGUGUAGAGUCUGGUUUGGUGAGUGUUUGGAAUGUCCAUCAUACAAAAACAGCAGAAUUUGAAGUUGGAGACAAUAUCUGUCGGAUGCGUCAAAGUCCAUUUAAACCUUCAAUUCUUGCUACAGGAGGAAAAGAAAACAAUCUUAAAUUAUGGGAUGUACAAAAUCCUGAAAAACCAGUGUUUGUAGCCAAAAAUGUUCGUCCUGAUUUCUUGGAUUUGCGUAUACCCGUGUGGGUGUUAGACAUACAGUUUCUGCCUGGUACAGAAAAAGUGGUGGUGGGAACAGGAACUCAUGCAAUUCAUGUUUAUGAUCCUUUAACUCCACAGAGACGUCCUGUUUUAACAGUUGAAUUUGAUGAAUAUCCCAUCACUGCCUUAGCAGUGGCUCAUUCAGCAAAUAAUGUGGUUGUAGGAAAUACUAGGGGAAGGAUGGCUCUUAUUGACUUAAGGAAGAAAGCUCUGGCUCAUGCCUACAGAGGUGUUGCUGGGAGUAUUCGAUGUAUUGCUUGUCACCCAGUAAAACCCCUUGUUGCAUCUUGUGGAUUGGACCGAUUUGUGAGAGUUCAUGACAUAAACUCCCAUAAACUUCAGUUAAAGAUGUACUUAAAGUCAAGAUUAAACUGUUUAUUGAUGAAAACUGAAGACAAAAUUGUUGAAGAGUCAAAAAACAACAGCAAUGAUACUGAUGAAAUGAGUGACGAAGAUGUUGAUCAGGAAAGUGAUAGCCUAUGGCUUAACAUGGAAAAUAUUGGGGACGAGGAAAAUGAUAAACAGGAACGUCACGUCAAGGAUGUUAAUCAAUAUCGGGAAAAAAAGAAUCUUAAACGUUUGAGAUAUGGGAGUACACAAACAAAAAGUCAUUUCAAGAGGAAGAGAUGACAUUUAUUUAUGUAAUAUGCUGCUUUUUUUGUAGAUAUUUUUUUGAAAUAAACCAAUCUUCAUUUCUCAAAUUUAUCAGAAGCUAUUUAUGAAAAUCUUUUAUCUAAUUAUAUUUUCUAUUUCACAUCAUAUUCAAUAUAAGGUUAGGCUAAGUAGUUAGCACACAGGAUCACUUACAAAAGUUGUAAAAUUUUCAAAACGAAACCCAAAACUUGAGUGCUUUCGAAUAGUUGACUAUUCUUCUUCAGGAGAAUAAAAGGUUAUGUUUAAUGAGUGUGAAGAAAUGUAUAGGCUCUAAUGUCGAUGUCACGUAAACCGGAUGUUCAAUAUGAGUUGAUGUUAAGAACUAGCCAAUCAUAACGAUUAAUUGUUUGUGU
Molecule: messenger RNA, 1650 nt
Organism: Limulus polyphemus (Atlantic horseshoe crab)
Lineage: Eukaryota; Metazoa; Arthropoda; Merostomata; Xiphosura; Limulidae
Product: WD repeat-containing protein 74-like
Exons: 10
Coding region: 89-1273 (394 amino acids)
Biological process (GO): ribosomal large subunit biogenesis
Cellular component (GO): preribosome, large subunit precursor; nucleolus
Molecular function (GO): protein binding
Source: RefSeq, a predicted model, not a curated record